CUGGAAUCUGGAUAACGCAACUAAUUACCCACGCAACCUGCAGUUCGCGCCAAGCCCAUGUUCCCCGGUUGUAUUUCGACUCCGAGCUUCACAUAACAGCGUCUAUCAUGUCACAAUGCGCGGCCUGUAUAAUGAGGUACCAGGAUCACACCCCAGUCAAAUUCCCCAUCCCUUAGUCCAUGGCAGAGCGUAGAGGUACCCAUGUUCGACAAAACACCAGCGUCGCAGACAGUCAAAUCAUCUCUCAGGAAUGUAAUGGCCAACAAUCGCCCAAUCUUCUCUCGAGCACAGAAGUCGGUUCAGUAAACAAACAGGAUCUCGAGACUGGCGAGCCUCGGAAACAGAGAUUCAAAACCACCUUGGACCGUUUCCUCCGGCGAGGCAAGGAGCCUAUUGGCGUGAUACAGAGCAUUAAGAAAAUAUAUGGAUGUUCAUGGCUCAAUGUGCUGCUGCUCCUGACGCCGGUAGCAUGGUGGGCGCAUAUCGACGAACAUUUCGGUGAUAAUAAUCAUACUGUUGUCUUUUCACUUUGUUUCUUGACAAUUAUACCACACGAAUGCUUGUUCGACUACUGUGGUGAACAGAUGGCUUUUUAUCUGGGCAAGGAUCUUGGCGACUUGCUCACGAUCACUUUGAACAAUGCCGUUGAGGUGACCCUCGCUAUCAUGCUCCUGCUUCAGUGCGAACUCAAGCUUCUUCAAUCGACCAUCACUGGCGUGAUUUUAUUGCACCUCCUUCUUGUACCUGGAGCCGCUUUUCUUACAGGCGGUGCUCGAAUAUGGGAACAGGACCUGCACCCUGUCCAUACUCAACUCAAUCAUACCUUGCUUACUGUUGGGGUGUUAGCCCUUUUGUUGCCGGCUUCAUUCUAUGCAGCUAUUAACAGUGGUACUUCCAAUGCGAUAUUGGCCAACGGCGAACUCUCGGACCUUGGUAGCAGCACCCAAUCCGAUUUCUUGAACAUGAGCAGAGGGCUUGCAAUGAUGCUAAUUAUCAUAUACAUUUGUUCGCGGAUUUUCUAUCACAACCCUCCUGGUGCUGGAAACACCUUAUUGACCCAUUCUUUGGCACCCGCCCAGUUCAAGGUUGAUGAUGAAAAACUACAAAAAGAGGAGCCUGACGUUAACCAAUGGGUCUGCAUCUGCUUCCUGAUUGUUAACAUUGGGGUCAUGGCUGUGACCUCGGAGUGGUUGGUGGACAGCAUCGAGCCUGUGAGGAAUAUUUCCGGCAUCACGUCGGAGUGGUUCGGCUUGGUCAUCUUGCCCUUUGUUUCCUUCUCAGCGGAUGGUGUUGUUGCAGUAGGCUACUUUUUGCAGAAGGCCCUUUCCCGAGUGUGGUCUAGGAAAGAGGACCCUGAACCACCCAGUCCUCUGGCCAAAGCUGAAGCUAUUGAUUUGAGCAUUCAGUUCGUCUUGCUCUGGAUGCCGUUCCUAACUUUACUUGGCUGGUGGAUCGGAAAGCCUUUCAACCUGCUGUUUGAUUUCUUCGAAGUUGCGCUACUCUUGGGUGCCUGCUUCCUUGUAAAUUUUGUAACUGCCGACAGUAAAACGAACUGGGCAGAGGGGUUCAUUUUGUUGUCAUUUUAUGCCAUGAUGGUUCUUUGUACUUGGUACUACAGGGGAGAAUCUGAUAUAAGUAGUCUGUUACUUUGUCCGGGACAGACUGCCACAAGUUCUUGAAAUCCACAUUUCAAACCCACACCUACGUUCUUCACUCAUAUACAAACCACAUCCUACAUGUCAUUGUCAAACCACAGUGUAUAGUCCGUUGCUUGUGUCCGAGUGACUGUUGUCUUUACAAUAUAUACCAUUGAAUAUGUGUCAGAAAUCUUGAAAAUCAGGUCAUGAAUGGACACGUCGACUCCC
Molecule: messenger RNA, 1865 nt
Organism: Suillus bovinus
Lineage: Eukaryota; Fungi; Basidiomycota; Agaricomycetes; Boletales; Suillaceae
Exons: 11
Coding region: 180-1679 (499 amino acids)
Biological process (GO): calcium ion transmembrane transport; intracellular calcium ion homeostasis
Cellular component (GO): fungal-type vacuole membrane
Molecular function (GO): calcium:proton antiporter activity
Source: RefSeq, a predicted model, not a curated record